Castor canadensis (American beaver) is the source of this 5459-nucleotide messenger RNA. The record is from RefSeq and is a predicted model, not a curated record. NCBI's taxonomy places the organism in Eukaryota, Metazoa, Chordata, Mammalia, Rodentia, Castoridae.
GGGAACCGGAGUGAGAGGCGCGGCCGCCCGGGACCUCGUCCCCGCCGCGGCGCUCGUCGCCUCCCCGUCCCUCCCGCAGGCUGGGCGCACGGCCGCCGCGCGUCGCCCGGUCCCUCCGGGGCACCAUGGAGCUCUCGCCGUCGUCCGGAGGAGCCGCUGAGGCGCUGUCCUGGCCGGAGAUGUUCCCGGGGUUGGAGUCGUCCGAGUCGCCACUGCCCCCUGAGGAUCUGGACGCCGUGGUUCCCGUCGGCGGAGCCAUGGUCGGUGGCAUGUUGGAUCGGAUCCUCCUGGAGUCCGUGUGCCAGCAGCAGAGCUGGGUCCGGGUGUACGAUGUGAAAGGACCACCCACCCACCGUUUGUCUUGUGGUCAAUCACCCUACACUGAGACAACAACAUGGGAGCGGAAGUACUGCAUCCUCACAGACAGCCAGUUGGUGUUGCUCAACAAGGAGAAAGAGAUACCUGUGGAAGGAGGACAGGAGCAACAGACAGAUUCUACCAAAGGUCGAUGCCUGAGGAGAACUGUCAGCGUCCCCUCCGAGGGUCAGUUUCCUGAGUACCCACCAGAGGGCACUGCUAAACUAGAAGUGCCAGCAGAAAGGUCCCCCCGCAGACGGAGUAUCUCAGGGACCAGUACAUCAGAGAAACCCAACUCCAUGGACACUGCAAAUACCUCACCCUUCAAAGUACCAGGAUUCUUCAGCAAGCGCCUGAAAGGCUCUAUCAAGAGGACCAAAAGCCAGUCAAAGCUUGACAGAAAUACGAGCUUUCGGCUUCCAUCCCUCCGUAAUACAGAUGACAGGUCUCGUGGGCUGCCUAAACUGAAAGAGUCACGUUCACAUGAGUCCUUGCUGAGCCCCUGCAGUGCAGUGGAAUGUCUGGAUCUGGGUAGAGGGGAGCCAGUAUCAGUGAAACCGCUCCACAGUAGCAUCCUUGGACAAGACUUCUGCUUUGAGGUCACCUACUUAAGUGGAAGUAAAUGCUUCAGCUGUAAUUCUGCUUCAGAGAGAGAUAAGUGGAUGGAAAACCUGCGCAGGACAGUUCAACCAAACAAGGACAAUUGCAGAAGAGCUGAAAAUGUUCUCCGUUUAUGGAUUAUUGAAGCCAAGGACCUUGCCCCUAAAAAGAAAUAUUUCUGUGAGCUGUGCCUUGAUGAUACCCUUUUUGCUCGUACAACCAGCAAGACCAAAGCAGACAAUAUUUUUUGGGGUGAACAUUUUGAAUUUUAUAGCCUUCCCCCUCUUCAUAGCAUCACAGUUCACAUUUAUAAGGACGUGGAAAAAAAGAAAAAAAAGGACAAGAAUAAUUAUGUAGGUCUAGUCAACAUUCCCACUGCCAGUGUGACUGGUCGCCAGUUUGUAGAAAAGUGGUAUCCUGUGAGUACACCUACACCCAAUAAAGGAAAAACAGGAGGACCUUCUAUUCGAAUUAAGUCUCGUUUCCAAACUAUCACCAUUCUGCCUAUGGAGCAAUACAAAGAAUUUGCAGAAUUUGUCACCAGCAACUAUACCAUGCUGUGUUCUGUCCUUGAGCCAGUAAUUAGUGUGAGGAAUAAAGAGGAGUUGGCCUGUGCCUUAGUGCACAUUCUUCAGAGCACUGGCAGAGCCAAGGAUUUUCUGACUGACUUGGUGAUGUCUGAGGUGGAUCGUUGUGGAGAGCAUGAUGUCUUAAUCUUCAGAGAGAACACGAUUGCCACCAAAUCCAUUGAAGAGUAUCUCAAGUUGGUGGGACAACAGUAUCUUCAUGAUGCACUGGGGGAGUUCAUCAAAGCUUUGUAUGAAUCAGAUGAGAACUGUGAAGUGGAUCCCAGCAAAUGUUCAUCUAGCGAGCUGAUAGACCAUCAGAGCAACCUAAAAAUGUGCUGUGAGCUGGCAUUCUGCAAGAUCAUCAACUCUUACUGUGUUUUCCCUCGUGAGUUGAAAGAAGUUUUUGCAUCAUGGAAGCAGCAGUGCCUGAACCGAGGCAAGCAAGACAUCAGUGAGCGGCUUAUUAGUGCCUCUUUGUUUCUCCGCUUUCUUUGCCCAGCUAUUAUGUCUCCCAGUCUUUUCAACCUUAUGCAGGAGUAUCCUGAUGACCGCACAUCUCGGACUCUAACUCUUAUUGCCAAGGUCAUUCAAAACCUGGCCAACUUUGCCAAAUUUGGUAACAAAGAGGAAUACAUGGCAUUCAUGAAUGAUUUUUUAGAACAUGAAUGGGGUGGAAUGAAGCGCUUCCUUUUGGAGAUCUCUAAUCCAGACACCAUCUCAAACACCCCAGGCUUUGAUGGUUACAUUGAUCUGGGCCGAGAGCUUUCAGUUUUGCAUUCCUUACUAUGGGAAGUAGUUUCCCAACUUGAUAAGGGUGAAAAUUCCUUCCUACAGGCGACCGUGGCAAAACUGGGGCCGCUUCCUCGUGUACUUGCUGAUAUUACCAAAUCUCUGACCAAUCCUACACCAAUACAGCAGCAGUUGAGACGCUUCACUGAGCAUAACUCCAGUCCAAAUGUCAGUGGAAGCCUCUCCUCUGGAUUGCAAAAGAUAUUUGAAGACCCCACUGACAGUGAUUUGCAUAAACUAAAAUCUCCAAGCCAGGACAACACAGAUAGCUAUUUCAGAGGGAAAACAUUAUUGCUAGUUCAACAAGCUUCCUCCCAGAGCAUGACUUAUUCAGAAAAGGAUGAAAAGGAAAGUAGCCUUCCUAAUGGUCGGAGCAUCUCUCUCAUGGACCUCCAAGACACCCAUGCUGCUCAGGGGGAGCACACUUCUGUCAUGCUUGAUGUGCCUAUGCGCCUGACAGGAAGCCAACUUUCCAUAACCCAGGUGGCCAGCAUCAAACAACUGCGGGAAACCCAGAGCACUCCCCAGAGUGCACCCCAAGUGAGAAGGCCCCUGCACCCAGCCUUGAGCCAACCAGGGAGUCUCCAGCCCUUGUCAUUCCAAAACCCUGUAUAUCACCUCAAUAACCCAAUUCCAGCAAUGCCAAAGGCCUCUGUAGAUUCCAGUUUGGAGAACCUAAGCACUGCCAGUUCUAGAAGCCAAAGUAACAGUGAAGACUUCAAACUCAGCGGACCCAGCAAUAGCAGCAUGGAAGAUUUCACCAAACGUAGCACUCAAAGUGAAGAUUUCUCCAGGCGGCACACUGUGCCAGACAGACACAUACCUCUUGCUCUGCCACGACAAAAUAGUACUGGGCAGGCCCAAAUCCGAAAAAUGGACCAGGCUGGGUUAGGUGCCCGAGCCAAAGCCCCCCCAUCCCUGCCACAUAGUGCUUCUUUACGCAGCACUGGGAGUAUGUCUGUGGCUUCUGCAGCCCUAAUGGCUGAACCUGUCCAGAAUGGAAGCCGGUCCCGGCAGCAGUCCUCUUCCUCCAGAGAGAGCCCUGUUCCCAAAGUGAGAGCAAUCCAGAGACAACAAACACAGCAGGUUCAGUCACCUGUGGACUCAGCCACGAUGUCCCCAGUAGAGAGGACAGCAGCCUGGGUUCUGAACAAUGGGCAAUAUGAAGAGGAUGUGGAAGAAAGUGAGCAAAAUCCAGAUGAAGCCAAGCAUGCUGAGAAGUAUGAACAAGAAAUCAGCAAACUGAAGGAGCGCCUGAGAGUAUCCAGCCGGCGGUUAGAGGAGUAUGAACGCCGGUUGCUGGUGCAGGAGCAGCAGAUGCAAAAGCUGCUGCUGGAAUACAAGGCCCGGUUGGAGGACAGUGAGGAGAGGCUGCGAAGGCAACAAGAAGAGAAGGACAGCCAGAUGAAAAGCAUCAUCAGCAGGCUAAUGGCUGUGGAAGAGGAAUUGAAGAAGGAUCAUGCGGAGAUGCAAGCAGUUAUUGAUGCCAAGCAGAAAAUUAUUGAUGCACAGAUUCCUUUUCUUUUCUUUUUGAAUUUUCCCCCUUCAGGAAAAACGGAUUGUGUCCCUGGAUUCAGCCAACACAAGACUGAUGAGUGCACUGACCCAAGUGAAGGAGCGGUACAGCAUGCAGGUCCGCAAUGGCAUCUCCCCCACCAAUCCCACCAAGCUUUCCAUCACGGAGAAUGGUGAAUUCAAAAACAGCAGCUGCUGAUGGGCUUUGUGAAUACAGACUGGAAGGAGACAGAAGGAAAUUGAUCCACUCUCCUAUUCCAUUCCUUCACCCAGCCCCUCCAGGUUUACAGAAUGUUGCUACUUCAGAAUGGCAAUGUGGUGAGAAACUCUUACAUGAAGAAAGGAACCUUGUCUUUCAGGGCAGAAGGCAAAGACUUCCAAGGUCGAUGCUUUCCCCCAUGUCUCUAUGUACAUAAGGAACUUAGUUCUGGGCCAUGUACAGAAAAUACCAUGUAAUAUACCAAAAGGAAGUUAAUAAUGUAGAUUACCUUUUUAAUUAUUGCUAUUUUUAUUAUUAUUUUCCUGUUGUUGAAAGCACUGCAGUUGUUAGUGGAAGAAAUGUAGGAAUGUGUGUGAGUGCGAGAUGAGCCCAUUGGUUCAGUAGGUAGAGACCAAGUGUCUAGCUAAUAGAAGCACAUGAAGUGCAAUAGGACAUUGUCAGAAUGAAUUUUUUCAGGGAUUCAUCUGCCAGUUUAAAAAUCCCACUCUGGUUCCCUUGUCAUUUAGGAAAACAUCAAACCCCAGGAUCCAUAUAAGACAAUAGUUCAUGCCACUGAUCAACCAAGACCAGUUCUGGUCAGACAGCUAAUCAGAUUGGAGAUUCUGUUUUAGAGGACACAGGUAAAAGCAGUCAUGUCAAAACUGGACUUUAGAAGUGAUUUCUGUUGAACUCCUGUCAAUAUAUUUAUUUCCUCUGUCUACAGCAGAUGGGAAUUUUCUGUUCUAGAUAUGGGACUUUUUUGAUUUUUACUCCUAUUGUAAUAAAGGAUAUUUUCCCUUUCUUCUUUAGAAUUGACAAAACUACAGAUAUUUGUGUCUCAACAUACCUCUUCAUCUUCACGUUUCCACCCCCACAGUGGGAGCAGUCAGGACCAAGAAAGUUUAUUCUCCCCUUAAGAAGUUAUUCAUGUAUGCUGUUCAAAAGCCAUCUGAAAUAAACACCCUUUCUCCCACACAGAAAAGGGCUAACUGCAACAUAGUAGGAGUCUUUGAAUAUUUCCUACUACUUUUUUUCCCCUAUAAGUUAUAAUUUUUAUUUAGGAUAAAAAUUUUAUCCAUUGUACUAGCACAGGGUAGUUUUGUCACCAUUUUUAACUUUGAAUUGCUUCUUCUUCCUCUUACCCCUUAGGAAAAUUUAGAAAGAAAAUCCAAAUCUGAAGCAUUCCUCUUAAAAAGUGAUGGUUAGUCUUAUUUUUAAAAUUAAAAAAAAGAAGCUAGAGGGGUAGUUCAACCUAUAGAGCACUUGUCUAGCAAGCAUUAAGCCCUGAGUUCAAACCCCAGUACCACCAAAAUAAAUAUGGCACAUUACAAUUGUUAUUCCCACACUCUUGUUAGAUUUGGCAAUAACGACUUACCAGUUUCAAUAUUUGUCAUUCAUAGCUUUAUUAUAGGACAGAAAAAGUCAUGGAA